This is a messenger RNA of Eucalyptus grandis, 1564 nucleotides long. Its product is annotated as CTD small phosphatase-like protein 2. NCBI's taxonomy places the organism in Eukaryota, Viridiplantae, Streptophyta, Magnoliopsida, Myrtales, Myrtaceae. Gene Ontology annotation, molecular function: phosphoprotein phosphatase activity. The record is from RefSeq and is a predicted model, not a curated record.
AUCGAGCUCUGCAGGUAUGCCCGGCUCUGCUGCUGCUGCUCCUGCUCCUCCGAAUUCUGCCUCCGAAUCCGUCCUCGCUUCGAGCUUCGGUGCGUGAUCGCGUCUUCUUCGCGGGGGGACGUUGGAGCUUCUCGUCGGGACUGCUGCAGAGCUGUCGCUUUCGUAGUCUUCAUACUUCUUCUGCUGGUUUGACUGCGGUUUGGUUGAUUGAAGGGGGCUUGCUUCCUAAGCUGAUGUUUCAAGAAUCUGACUUUUCUUCUCUGGGUUUCCUCACUGACAGAGAAGUGGCCACUCAAGAUGGUGACUGCAAUGGAGCCAUUGCCAAACUGGAACAACUUGAUGAGGAAAAGAGUUAUCUAGAGAAGCAGGUGUCAUUUCUUGCCGAUUCAUCUUCUUCAGGCAAAAUGGAACCUUCCCAUUCCAGUCCAACUAAUUUGGAGACUAUUUUUUCUCCCAUUUUGGAGCCUGAUGAACUACUUAGCAUAGAAAGUGUCUCCUUUGACUUGGCAGGUAGCACUUGUGAUUUUGGUGUGGCAUUGUUGGAGGCAGAUGAAAGCUUUCAAAACAAGGGGUCAUGUGACUACCAAAGCUGCAGUAUAUCAGAUUUCUACAUCUCUGACAUGUUUAUCACGGGUUUACGACCUGAUGAUGUUACAAUGGAUGAUGAUGAUGCAACUGGAUUAAUGCCUUUAACUGGGUACGAGGGUGAUGAGUCAAGUAUGCUGUUUGAUGUCUCUGACAAAUACAUGAUGGUACCACUUGUAGGGAGUACACUUAUUGCUAGUGCAGUUGAAGAUACCAAGUCACAUGAACAAGGAACAGUUGAUCCAGAUGGACCCAGCUUUUAUAUGUCAAUUGAUCAGAUGAGAUGCUACAACUCUGAAUCAGAAUGCCAUUCUGAUUUGGACGAAGCUGAGUGCUUUGAUCCACAUUUGUUCAUCAGAACAUUACCGGACUUGUCCGAUGAAGUGUCGAGUUUUCAGCCCACAGCAUCGCACAAGGAAAUGCAGAAAAGGAAAUCUGUGACACUGGUGCUUGAUCUCGAUGAAACACUCGUUCAUUCUACAUUGGAGCCCUGUGAUGAUGCUGAUUUUACCUUUACUGUCUUUUUCAAUAUGAAAGAGCACACUGUAUAUGUCAAAAAACGGCCUUAUCUGCAAACCUUCUUGGAGAGAGUUGCAGACUUGUUCAAUGUUGUUAUCUUUACAGCCAGCCAAAGCAUCUAUGCAGAGCAACUGCUUGACAUACUGGAUCCAUACCAAAAGCUAAUAUCACGUCGAGUUUAUCGUGAAUCAUACUUUUGUGAUGGCACUUACACGAAAGAUUUGACCAUCUUAGGUGUUGACUUGGCUAAAGUUGCUAUUAUUGAUAAUUCUCCACAGGUAUUCCGGUUGCAAGUGAAUAAUGGAAUUCCUAUUAAGAGUUGGUUUGAUGAUCCAUCAGAUUGUGCAUUAGUAUCACUCCUUCCCUUUUUAGAGACUCUGGUUGAGGCUGAUGAUGUACGUCCUAUAAUUGCUAGAAGAUUCGGUAACAAGGAAUAAAACCCUCGUGAUCUACAUUUCUU